Messenger RNA from Salvia splendens (bonfire salvia), 621 nucleotides. RefSeq lists its product as uncharacterized. Bases 1 to 621 code for a protein of 206 amino acids. The record is from RefSeq and is a predicted model, not a curated record. The transcript has a single exon. Lineage: Eukaryota; Viridiplantae; Streptophyta; Magnoliopsida; Lamiales; Lamiaceae.
AUGGCCCCAUAUGAAGCACUUUAUGGAAAGAGAUGUAGAUCACCGCUGUACUGGGAUGAAGUCGGUGAGAGAAGGAUUCUUGGACCGGACUCUGUGGAAGAAAUGAUAGAAAUUAUCCGACAGAUCCAAGAAAGAAUCAAGAAAGCUCAGGAUAGACAGAAAUCUUGUGCAGAUGCUCGCAGAACCAAUCUACAGUUCAAGGCGGGAGACAAAGUUUUCCUGAAGGUGUCUCCGUCGAAGGGGAUAACGAGAUUCGGCGUCAAGGGCAAGCUAAGACCGCGUUUCAUCGGACCCUAUGAAAUCUUAGAAACAGUCGGCCCUGUGGCGUACAGAUUAGCAUUUCUGCCGAGCUUCAGAAAUGUGCACUAUGUUUUUCAUGUGUCACAAUUGAGGAAAUAUGUGUUCGACCCUAAACACAUUGUUCACCAAGAAGAAAUGGUGUUAGAACCGGAUUUGAGUUAUGAAGAGAAGCCAGAAGCAAUUUUAGAUCGAAAAGUGAAGGAGUUGAGGAAUAAAGCCAUUGUGACAGUGAAAGUCCUAUGGAAGCAUCAUGGUCACGAGGAAGCAACGUGGGACCUUGAGGACAAGAUGAAAGAGAAGUACCCGGAACUUUUUGAUUGA